This is a messenger RNA of Gigantopelta aegis, 2164 nucleotides long. Its product is annotated as laccase-4-like. Gene Ontology annotation, biological process: iron ion transport. Gene Ontology annotation, cellular component: plasma membrane. The transcript has 12 exons. The coding region runs from base 1 to 2100 and encodes 699 amino acids. The record is from RefSeq and is a predicted model, not a curated record. NCBI's taxonomy places the organism in Eukaryota, Metazoa, Mollusca, Gastropoda, Neomphalida, Peltospiridae. Gene Ontology annotation, molecular function: oxidoreductase activity; copper ion binding.
AUGAGCACGAAAGAAGCCGCCAAUGUUGGAGAUGUCCACCUAGCAGAAUCUGCAGGUGUCAAUAAUGCAGGACAUAACCAAACACAAGACGUGGCUCGCUGCCAUGCGGCUGUGCCCCACCCUUGUAACCGGGAAUGUGUUAAAGGUGAGAAACCAAGGACGUGUGAAUACAACUUUACCGUCGAGUGGUACCUCACACUCUCAAAGGCAUGUCACGACUGUCCGUUCAACGUGUUCGACUGCUCACGACCGCACUGUGUCGCUGCGGACGGACUCAUGCGACCAUUGAUCACCGUCAACCGACAGAUGCCAGGUCCGGCCAUAGAGGUUUGUGAGAAUGAUCGCGUGGUUGUCUGGGUUACCAACCACUUGGAUGAUGGGGAGACAACCAGUAUACACUGGCACGGUAUCCACCAGGUGGGGACACCAUACGCGGACGGAGUUGGCCACGUCACACAGUGUCCUAUCGGACUGAAGGAAAAAUUUAAGUAUGACUUCAUAGCAUCUCCAGCCGGGACCCACUGGUACCACUCUCACACGGGCGUACAGUUGGCAGACGGUGUUAAUGGAGCCUUUGUGGUCCGCCAGCCUCAAGACAUCGACCCAAACCGAGCUCUGUACGACCAUGACCUUUCUGAACAUGUCAUCGUGGUCAACGAUUGGCCGACCGAGUUCAACACCGCGAUGUCUCUUUACUUGCAUCUUAUGCACGACAUUUACAACAGCAAGGUUUUUUCCGGACUCAUUAACGGAAAGAGACGACACUUCAACGUGUCGACUAGAAACAUCAUCGAAAGUAAUCUGACGCAUGCGCAAACACCUCUGGAGAUAUUUAAGGUGGAGACAGGCCACCGUUAUCGUUUUCGUUUCAUAGGCGCCAUGGGAAUAUGUCCCUUCAUGGUUUCAUUCGAGAAACACAGACUGACAGUCAUAGCCACGGAUGGUGCUCCCGUCAAGCCAAGAGUUGUGGAUUCAUUUAUCGUGCAUCCGGGUGAACGCUAUGACUUGGUGCUGAAUGCUGACCAGUCUGUUGGUAAUUACUGGUUGAAGGCGGUGGGUCUCAGGGAUUGCAUUAAACACGGUGUGACCGUGAACGCCAUUCUUCGCUACAAGGGAGCCCAGGAUGAGGAUCCCUCGGGAGAUCCAGACUACGUCCACGAGUCUGGCAUUAUGCUCAACCCUUUAAUAAUGGACUGGAAGCCAGCAACGAAAAAUGAAGUGUAUGGUUACAACCACACAUGGCUAAAUGUUGAUGAGUUAAGACAUGCCGGGCAAACCAACAACUACACAGACGAGAAGGUGGAUGUCAAGUUAUAUUUAGGUAUGGAUUACAGCAACAACGACAACACCAUCUUCAAUAACAAGGAACUCUAUCCAGUCCUUUCAUUACCCAGCAUGAAGGCGCAUUUCACACCCACGUUGAACAAUAUCACGUUUGAUUUGCCACCAAUACCGAUCCUGUCUCAACCCGAGGACGUGGACCAGUCGUGGUUCUGUAACCGGUCUACGAUCGCCGACUCCGACACGUGUUUCACUGAUCUCUGUCUCUGUACGCACGUGCUGCACGUGCCUCUACAUGCUGUAGUAGAGCUGAUCUUGUUCAACAUUGGAACUUACUUCAAGGGUUCAGGCCAUCCUAUGCACAUCCAUGGUUUCAACUUUAGGGUUCUCGGUAAAGCAAAGGUUAGUGAAAUCCUCCCUAGAGAUGUGGUGACAAAGAUGGAUGACGAGGGAAAAUUACCUCGUAACUUGAUUGACCCUCCAGUUAAAGACACCAUUCACAUUGCCGACGGUGGAUACGCCAUUAUUAGGUUCAAGGCCGAUAAUCCAGGGUUAUGGCUUUAUCACUGCCAAACUGACGGUCACGUGAUGACGGUUAGUGAUAAAGGUGGGGGAUUACUCGGACUUCCCUCCAGUACCGGACCCGUUUCCACGGUGUGGAGGUUAUGGCUUCAGCAACGCCAGGAAAAGAUGCGAUCCCCAGAAACCUACGAACGGAAUGCAGCCCACGUCUGCUCCGGGAACAAUGUUAUCAAUAGCAGUUUUCUCCCUUUGUUUGCUUCUUAUUUGUUGAUCUUACUUUUUUUCCAAAACCGGUGAAAAUUGUUUAUAUUGUUUCUGUAAGGAGUAAUAACAUGUAUUCCUAUAAAAACUAACAAAAAUA